AUGGUCAUCAUCAAUGACCACCGGCUGGCCUCUGAGAUACUAGACAAGCACUCAGCGAUAAACUCGUCUCGACCCCGGCGGGUGUUUGCGAACGAACUAGCUGGCUUUGGGAAAGAGAUCAGCACUCUGGAUAAUACCAGCCUACUUCAAGCCUAUCAUAGAGCGAUGGCACGCACUUUAGGUUCGCGCGAUGCAGUCUCCAAGUUCGAUGGCAUAUUAGAAGUGGAAUCACGACGAUUUCUUUGGCGUCUACUUCAUAGUCCACAAGACUUCGUAAAUCACACCCAGAAGUUUGCUAGGGCAUUCAUCUUGAAGAGCACAUAUGACUACACUAUCGACCCGCAUGAGGAUGAUCUUUUCGUCGACUUAGCCGAUCGAGCUUUGCAGAACUUCUCCAAGGCCACUGCCCCUGGCGCCUGGUUGGUUGAUUUGAUACCAGCAUUGAAACCCGUACCAAAAUGGGUCCCAGGAACCGGGUUCAAAAAGACAGCUCGUCACUACGCUGGAAGCAUGCGCCAGUUUGCCCAUGGCGGUUACUCAUUCUUCCUGACACUAGUGCUCCAAUAUCGCUACCAGCAUUCCUUCGCCUCCCAAUUGCUCGCGGAACCCGAGGAUAGAGAAAUUUUAGAAUGGGCAUCAGCCGGAUUAUAUUUGGCCGGUGUAGAUCCUACUGUGUCUGCUUUGCAAGCUUUCCAUCUUGCCAUGAUUCUAAAUCCCGAGGUUCAACAAAAGGCACAAGCUGAAAUCGAUCGCGUGCUUGGUGAAAGGGUUUUGCCUUCCGUAGCUGACCGAAGUAACUUGCCAUAUAUCGAUGCUAUCGUUACUGAAAUCCUUCGCUGGCACACAGUUGCACCGCUUAGUAUCCCCCACAGAGCCGAGGAGGACCAUGUUAUCAAUGGAUAUUUGAUACCAAAGGAUGCAUUGCUGCUACCGAAUAUCUGGGCUUAUAACCACAAUCCAGAAAUCUACCCCGAGCCAUCCGAAUUCAAACCCGAAAGAUUCAUCCCCUCCGAAGGAAUCGAUGCCGCCCCCGACCCACGCAAUGUCGCAUUUGGAUUUGGGCAGCGUAGAUGUCCCGGACAUCUCCUUGCAGAUACAACACUUUUCAUCACCAUGGCCAGCAUACUCGCUGUAUUCGAUCUGAGCAAACCGCGCGGCGCGGAUGGGAAAUUCAUUGAACCACAGGUUGACUUUACGCCGGGUCUCAUUAGCCAUCCGCAGCCGUUUGAAUGCGUGUUUACCCCGCGGACUCCGGGUCAUAAGGAUUUGGUUCUGGAAUUUUUGCGGCAGAAUCCGUUUGAGCAGAGCGACAGAGAAAUCCUAGUUCAAGCUGACCUGCCAUGGUGUUGCACAUAUCAAGUUUAG
This is a messenger RNA of Penicillium paradoxum, 1365 nucleotides long. Its product is annotated as cytochrome P450. Gene Ontology annotation, molecular function: heme binding; monooxygenase activity; iron ion binding. The transcript is spliced from 6 exons. The coding region runs from base 1 to 1365 and encodes 454 amino acids. NCBI's taxonomy places the organism in Eukaryota, Fungi, Ascomycota, Eurotiomycetes, Eurotiales, Aspergillaceae. The record is from RefSeq and is a predicted model, not a curated record.